AUGAAUAGAAAGAUAAUACAAUUAGAUAAACUUGAGGCAACUCUAGAGGAACUUUUUGGCUUAUCGGAAGAUGAGCGUUCGGAAGAUGGUUACGAAAGCGACGAACGGGAAAAUGAGGCGAUUUUCACGCAAACAGGUCAAGAAGAACUCGAAAAUAUUUUGAAUUCUCCGUCAUCUUCUAGAAGUUGCUGUCAAUUCGCCUAUACUUAUACUAUCCGGCUUCAAAAUAUGGAUGCGGUGUGA
Parnassius apollo (apollo) is the source of this 243-nucleotide messenger RNA. Lineage: Eukaryota; Metazoa; Arthropoda; Insecta; Lepidoptera; Papilionidae. The record is from the annotation of a GenBank genome assembly.